CUAAAAGUCACACGGCUCGACGUGGAAAAGGACCACCGGCGGCGGAACCGCAGGCACGCCGUCGACGGCCCGAUAUCCGAUGAAAUCGUUUGGUGUGCGGUCCGUUCGACACGCUCCGCGUCGAGCUUCUCGAGGAAUGACAGCUGAAGCCAUUAGUACCGCCUUUUACAGGGCUGCUCAGCCAAUCACAGCUGACGUCGUGUUUGUCGCGCGUGUGCGUACGUCACUCGGAUGAGCAGCUCAUUUCUCACAAGCUCGCAGGAGUGUGAAGAUGGCGCUUGUGUGCGGGCCGUUGGAUAAGCUGUUUUUACACACACACAGGUGAAUGAAGCGCAAGUUUGUCGGGCUAUACGCUCUCGAGACUCACAAGUGUCCUUGUCUCACAACAACCACUCGGUUAGACACGAGGCAGCUGGUAACUAGUGCCGAGACAAAAUAGCGCGAGCUAAGGUCCAGCUGGGACUUGGUCAAGACCAAAAGCAGGUACGCUGGAACUGCUCAUGUUGUUUUGCUCUUUCUCUCCCGGUUUACACAAAAAACAGAGACCGGAGUUGACAGGGAAAGUCAGUAAAGUUGUGCUCCUUCUGAGCAAGUUAAAGUGCAGGAGGUCUCCUCCUGACGACCUCCUCAUGGUUCAGCUAUGGAUGUGCCGACCGACUCGACCACGGGACUCGAUCCCUGUCAUAAGAAAACACUUGUAGCCGCUGGCGUUGUAGCUCCUCUCCCAAAUCAGCAGCAGAGUAAAGUGGGCUCGCUCUCUGCACAGACUUUCAAUGGGAGCCCGACGAUGAUGAACUCUCACGUUUCAGGAAGUGCUGCCCCCGUGCCGAGUCCAGCUGUCAACACAAGCAGCCAGACGGCUAUAAGCAUGCAGAACAACAGCCAGACAACCAAUUCUGUGUCGCACAUCAUCAAGGCAGAGGCUCCCACCACAAUCCUCCACUCAGCUCCACAGCAGCCUCUGUCUCCUCAUGCUGUCUCAGCUCCACGGGCUCCAGUAGUUGGUGGUCUCGGUGGAAUCCGACCCCCCACAUCACAGAUGUUGGUGCCAAGGCUGUCCCAGAACACCCCGGGACAACCCAGUGUACAUAACAUCCAGAUCCCCCCAGGGAUGGUGCUUGUUCGUAGUGAGAGUGGACAGCUGCUGCUGAUUCCUCAGCAGACUCUGGCCCAGAUGCAAGCACAAGCACAGGGAAGCGUGGCACCACGGACGAUGACACCAACAAACAUGCCUCCAAGCCAAAUCCCAGGAAACUCCAUUGUCAAUAGACAAGUGGCCCCCAGCACCAUUAUCCGGCAGGGUUGUCCAAACCCAACAUCAAUGAAUGCUACCACAACUCUUCACAGGCCACCUCUUCUUCAGAGCUCAGUCGAGUCUGCUGUACCUGGAAUGACUCCCAGGACAGUCACCCAAUCAGCUGGGACCACAGUUACCGCGGUAACAGUGAGCAAAGAGACGAUGGAGAAUGUGAAGAAAUGCAAGAACUUCCUUUCUACUUUAAUUAAGUUGGCAUCCACAGAGAAGCAGUCGGUGGAGACUGCAGCCAUUGUGAGAGAACUGGUCAAGGACCUGCUGGAGAGCAAACUGGAAGCUGAGGAAUUCACCAGCAGACUGUACAAAGAGCUGAACUCCUCACCUCAACCUUACCUCGUGCCUUUUCUCAAGAGAAGCCUUCCAGCCUUAAGGCAGCUUACUCCUGAUGCAGCAGCCUUCAUCCAGCAGAGCCAGCUCUCCCAGCCAACCCCAGGUCCAAUCUGCUGCAUCUCACCCACCCCCAACACUGUGGUCCUGAGCAGCCCAGGCCCUCGCCUCACUACCACACUGAGCAGGCCUCAGCUACAACCAGGCAUCAACAAGACAGGGCUGACCUCCUCACUGGUUCUGCAGGCUCAGCAGCAGAGAGCAAUGUUGAGACCUCAGGUAACUCUGCCAACAACCCCCAUGGUGACGCUCAGGAAUCAGGCCCCUGGUUGCAUCAUGCUAGGGCAGCCACAGGUGCAGUUUAAACAACUGCAACCAGCUCCUGUGGUGAGGCCAGAGGUGCUUCCAUUUUCUAAACAAAUCUCUGUUGCUUCCUUGUCACUGGCUCAAAAGAACAAACUGAAGGAAGCAGGAGGCACUUUCAAAGAUGAUGAUAAUGUUAAUGAUGUGGCCUCCAUGGCCGGAGUGAACCUAUUGGAGGAAAGCGCUCAUAUCCUGGCAACCAAUUCGGAACUAGUUGGAGCAGUGACACAUUCCUGUAAAGAUGAGGCAUUUCUUUCCCUCGCAAUGUUGCAAAGGAGAAUGCUGGAGAUAGGUAGGAGGUUUGGGGUGACCGAUCUAGAUGUUGAUGUGGUAAACUAUGUCUCCCACGCUACUCAGCAUUGGCUACAGGACCUGUUGGAAAGGGUUUCCCUAAUGGCCCAGCAGAAGAACUUCAAUUUCAAGGAUGAUGAGUCCUAUGAGCAGAGCAGUGAUGUUCGUGCCCAGCUUAAGUUUUUUGAGCAUCUGGAUCAGUUGGAGAAACAACGGAAGGAAGAACAGGAGCGAGAGAUCCUCUUAAAAGCUGCUAAGUCUCGAGCUCGUCAAGAAGACCCAGAGCAGCUACGUCUGAAACAGAAGGCGAAAGAGAUGCAGCAACAGGAGCUGGCUCAGAUGAGACAGAGGGAGGCCAACCUGACUGCUCUGGCAGCCAUCGGACCCAGAAAGAAGAGGAAGAUUGUAGAUUCUCCCUCCUCUGCUGCAGCAGAGGGAUCAGGGACCUCCUCUUUGUCCUGUGGGAUGGCCUCCUCCAGCACCAGAUCCACGCGGCAGCGCAUCACACGCGUCAAUCUCAGGGACUUGCUCUCCUGUCUGGAGAACGAGAGGUUUACCAGUCGCUCUCACUUCCUCUACAAGGGCUUUCUCAAAUAGGCUUGAUGUAAGGGAGGGGAAAUUGAAGUGUGUGUGGAGAGACAAAUCGCUCCCACAGCAAAGGCAGCAUGAGAGACUCCUAGUAUAAGGAAAGGAGGAGAGCAGUGACUGGGCACACAUUUCACGGUUCUCCAGAUAAACCAAUAAUCUGAAAUACAGUAGCAGUUGUACUGGACGGCUCUCUGCCUCCCUCCUCAAAAAAAAAAAGCCUGGCUGUUUGUCUUUACUCAAGUUUUGGAUUAAUAACAUUUUAUUUAAUUUGUUAAAAAAAAUACUUUUGAAGAAUGUGCAGAAACAAGUUUUAUGAGGAAGGGUUUUUGUAUGAACAAAUAAUUAUGCACUGUAACGCCGUACAGCUUAUUUUAUUAUUCAGGCCAUGAAAAUCAGCUUAUUAGUUUUAAUAGAUUGUGAUUUUUGUUACUCGGCUGAUUUAGUUUGAAGUUCAAACUGUGUAACCUACUGACUUGCCUUCCAAGGGGGGGAAAAAGAAGCCAUACAGCGAUUAGCUUCAGUGUAACGUGAAGCGUAACCUUCGUGUCUGUCGCACUACUUGAUUUCAGAGCUCAUAUUUAUUUACUAAACACAAGCUUAAAUUAAUGUUUAGUUAUUUAUUUAAUUUCACACAACACCUCAGUAGUUUAGUGUAGCUCAAAUUCAAAUCAUAAAGCACACAGUUAAUUGUAUGGGGCAUGUUCAGAAAUCUCACGUGUGUGUGGGGGGGGGGGGGGGGGGGGGUUAAGUGUGUGAAGAGACGUGUUAUGUCAUUGUCAUUUGUUUUGUUAAUUGGUUUGAAAAUACUUUUAAGCUGUCUUGUGCUAACAAACAUUCAUCUUCCUGAAAUGGAUUAAUUCUGUAACUGCCCCCAUCACAGGAUUUUACUGUUCCGUGAUGACUGACGGUGUCCCCUGUUCAUUUCACUGCCUGCUUAUACUUUUUUUUUUUUGGUGUACUACUGAGCAGGCUUUAGCUUUUAGACUGGAGAUAUUCCUGUACAUAUGUAAAUGUUACAACUAAAGUUUUACACAUGGUUUUGUAUAGAAUUGAGAAUUUAUCCAAUCAUCAAAUGAAAAAACACAUUUUCUUUAUUGAAAAGUUUGAAUAAAUGAGAAUUUUACA
Messenger RNA from Thalassophryne amazonica, 4009 nucleotides. Its product is annotated as transcription initiation factor TFIID subunit 4-like. Bases 641 to 2893 code for a protein of 750 amino acids. Gene Ontology annotation, biological process: DNA-templated transcription; transcription initiation at RNA polymerase II promoter. NCBI's taxonomy places the organism in Eukaryota, Metazoa, Chordata, Actinopteri, Batrachoidiformes, Batrachoididae. Gene Ontology annotation, cellular component: transcription factor TFIID complex. Gene Ontology annotation, molecular function: DNA binding; RNA polymerase II general transcription initiation factor activity; protein heterodimerization activity. The record is from RefSeq and is a predicted model, not a curated record. The transcript has 15 exons.